CUGUGCUGCUGAUCUGUGGACAGGAUAAUAAGAUGUGUUCAGUGUCCUCAACAGUCUCACGGGUGCUACAGUUAGGUGAAUCUGCCUUUCCAAGCUUGUGAAGGCGUCUGGUAGGGCACGUUGAGUCGGAGGUGAAGUGCAUGCAUGAGAUACCACAUGCAAGUCACUAAAUGGACGACUCCGUUUCAUACGUUGUAGUCCGUGGAUUCGGUACGCAAAGUUCCACAUUCUCAUUUGAACGGCUUUUUUAACUGUCUGAUUUUUAAAUCUGGGAAUUUUUUUAGCCACGGCUGGGCGAUGGCGCGGAACAGGGCUGGGAGGCGUCGGCAGACAGACGGGAAGUGACGUUUUAGCUGUACACGCGAGCCUUAAGUACCCGAAAGUCACCAUACCGAAGGCCGUCUCUGGUAAUUGACUCCCUUCAAAGCCGCCUGUGUCGUCAUGGAAACGGAAAAGUAUGCACUUCCUUUCUCCGCUCCAAAACAUCAAUCGAAAAACGGAUGAGGAGGCGAAGAGUUAAGGUUGAGAGCGUCGGAUGAGCUGACCCGGCGCGCGAUCUUCGAAUUACAAUGGAUUAGGCAAUUAGGCAAUUACAAUGAGUGGAUCAGGCGGCAUCCCCAGUAUGCGGCCACCUAACCUCCCGCUGCUCUUCCUAAUUCAGGUCUUAUCAGUUGUCAGCGUCUCAAGGACAAACACCUUCAACGACACGCUCUUCACUUCCGAAGCUGAUUCUCUUGGUUUGAUUGUCCCAAGACACGGGUUACCACUGACGAACUGCGGCAGCCUGCCUCACCACAGUCUUCGCCUUCACCCUUCGCUGCCUUAUCAUCGCACGUGGUCGUCUACGUCAACGACUUCAGCGCCACCGUACCCUUCAAAAGCGAUCUUCAGCGGUUCCAUCGUCAGUGGAUCAGGCGGCAUCCCCAGUAUGCGGCCACCUAACCUCCCGCUGCUCUUCCUAAUUCAGGUCUUAUCAGUUGUCAGCGUCUCAAGGACAAACACCUUCAACGACACGCUCUUCACUUCCGAAGCUGAUUCUCUUGGUUUGAUUGUCCCAAGACACGGGUUACCACUGACGAACUGCGGCAGCCUGCCUCACCACAGUCUUCGCCUUCACCCUUCGCUGCCUUAUCAUCGCACGUGGUCGUCUACGUCAACGACUUCAGCGCCACCGUACCCUUCAAAAGCGAUCUUCAGCGGUUCCAUCGUCAGUGGAUCAGGCGGCAUCCCCAGUAUGCGGCCACCUAACCUCCCGCUGCUCUUCCUAAUUCAGGUCUUAUCAGUUGUCAGCGUCUCAAGGACAAACACCUUCAACGACACGCUCUUCACUUCCGAAGCUGAUUCUCUUGGUUUGAUUGUCCCAAGACACGGGUUACCACUGACGAACUGCGGCAGCCUGCCUCACCACAGUCUUCGCCUUCACCCUUCGCUGCCUUAUCAUCGCACGUGGUCGUCUACGUCAACGACUUCAGCGCCACCGUACCCUUCAAAAGCGAUCUUCAGCGGUUCCAUCGUCAGUGGAUCAGGCGGCAUCCCCAGUAUGCGGCCACCUAACCUCCCGCUGCUCUUCCUAAUUCAGGUCUUAUCAGUUGUCAGCGUCUCAAGGACAAACACCUUCAACGACACGCUCUUCACUUCCGAAGCUGAUUCUCUUGGUUUGAUUGUCCCAAGACACGGGUUACCACUGACGAACUGCGGCAGCCUGCCUCACCACAGUCUUCGCCUUCACCCUUCGCUGCCUUAUCAUCGCACGUGGUCGUCUACGUCAACGACUUCAGCGCCACCGUACCCUUCAAAAGCGAUCUUCAGCGGUUCCAUCGUCAGUGGAUCAGGCGGCAUCCCCAGUAUGCGGCCACCUAACCUCCCGCUGCUCUUCCUAAUUCAGGUCUUAUCAGUUGUCAGCGUCUCAAGGACAAACACCUUCAACGACACGCUCUUCACUUCCGAAGCUGAUUCUCUUGGUUUGAUUGUCCCAAGACACGGGUUACCACUGACGAACUGCGGCAGCCUGCCUCACCACAGUCUUCGCCUUCACCCUUCGCUGCCUUAUCAUCGCACGUGGUCGUCUACGUCAACGACUUCAGCGCCACCGUACCCUUCAAAAGCGAUCUUCAGCGGUUCCAUCGUCAGUGGAUCAGGCGGCAUCCCCAGUAUGCGGCCACCUAACCUCCCGCUGCUCUUCCUAAUUCAGGUGUCCUGCAAUGGAGGACAGGAGACGAAAGCACCAUACCCCAACUUCAGCUCUGACGCCAUCCGCCAGACGUAUGACGGAACAUUUGAUUCUCUAACUCUCAUGGAGAUGCAUGUCACCUACAAGAGCGACGUCAACACUGUCUUCGAUACGAGCAAGGAUUUCACGCAACCUGAAUUUAAUAUGUACCCUGGAGGAUACAUCGUCUGUGAGGGAAGCGCCACAGAAACAUUCGAGAUCAAGCGCGGUGCCGGUAUAGCCUACACCGGCACCAGGCCUGGAUCGGGACUUCGUCUAGUGAUGAAGACAUUCGCGACAAGUUAUUGUGUAGAACUAGUCGGUCAGGACUCCCAGUCCGUGCCAUACGCAGGCCCCACUUACACUACUCCGUUCGUCGUGUCAAGUGAAUUCCAUCUGACGAGCUUCACCAUGGAAACUGGCGGCGGAUAGGAGACGCGAGGAACAAGAACACACGAGGGCUAAAACGCGACACCUAGACACCUGCAGUCCUCGUGUAUUUCGCACCGUUUGGACAUGUGGCGCACCUCCCAAGCAGCCUCUUGUCUUUGUUUCUUCAUCAGGCUAUACUUUAUCUCCCUCCUUUGCAUGCACGCAUGUCGCAAGGAUGAAGAGGAAGUGGAUAAAGAAUGCUGAGAAGAAGAAGAAGAAGAGUGGAGAAAGAGGAAAGAUAAAGAAAGGGUGGGCUCUUGGUACGUGCGACUCGUGUAUGUGUGUUUCGUGUGCUGAUCAAAAUAAAAUGACUUGCAAAAAGAA
This is a messenger RNA of Ornithodoros turicata, 2965 nucleotides long. RefSeq lists its product as uncharacterized. The record is from RefSeq and is a predicted model, not a curated record. Lineage: Eukaryota; Metazoa; Arthropoda; Arachnida; Ixodida; Argasidae. The transcript has 5 exons. The coding region runs from base 596 to 2641 and encodes 681 amino acids.